AUGGUUUCUGGGACUGGUGAACAGAGGAUGUCAUCAUCAAGGUCCAAGCUCCCUCUGCUGCUGUAUGGGAUCCUCCUGUGCAGCUCCUUUGCUCCUGUCCCAGUCAUCAGCAGUAAGAGACAAAGCAUACAAAGUGCCAGGCCCGGGUCAUUGUUGCAGGCCAGCGGCAGCUCCUGGGACAAGAGAGAGGCGACAGCUAGAGAUGGAGAAUACCUGCUGGGGAUAAAGAGACUAAGAAGGCUUUACUGUAAUGUGGGCAUUGGCUUCCACAUUCAGGUCUUACCAAACGGGAAGAUCACAGGCGUGCAUAAUGAAAACAGAUACAGCCUUCUAGAAAUUUCCCCAGUGGAGCGAGGAGUGGUGACUCUGUUUGGAGUGAGAAGUGGCCUCUUCGUUGCCAUGAGCGACAAAGGGAAACUCUAUGGUUCGGGCCACUACCAGGAUGAAUGCAAGUUCAAGGAGAAUCUCCUGGCCAACAACUAUAAUGCCUACGAGUCAGCUGCCUACCCUGGCAUGUACAUUGGCCUCAGCAAGACGGGCAAAACCAAGAGAGGCAACCGGGUCACACCCACUAUGACCAUGACACACUUCCUUCCCAGGAUAUGA
Molecule: messenger RNA, 606 nt
Organism: Epinephelus moara (kelp grouper)
Lineage: Eukaryota; Metazoa; Chordata; Actinopteri; Perciformes; Serranidae
Product: fibroblast growth factor 4-like
Exons: 3
Coding region: 1-606 (201 amino acids)
Biological process (GO): positive regulation of protein phosphorylation; positive regulation of gene expression; cell differentiation
Cellular component (GO): cytoplasm
Molecular function (GO): growth factor activity; fibroblast growth factor receptor binding
Source: RefSeq, a predicted model, not a curated record